Oreochromis aureus is the source of this 4301-nucleotide messenger RNA. RefSeq names its product cardiotrophin-like cytokine factor 1 (gene clcf1). NCBI's taxonomy places the organism in Eukaryota, Metazoa, Chordata, Actinopteri, Cichliformes, Cichlidae. The coding region runs from base 272 to 1792 and encodes 506 amino acids. The transcript is spliced from 3 exons. The record is from RefSeq and is a predicted model, not a curated record.
CAUAGUCAGCGGAUCGUCAAUAUUUCAACUCCAUCCUGAGACCCUGAAUAUAACAAAUAGUUCUCUUUUAAGGACUGGAUAGGCAUCACCUGUGUUUCACUUUAUCUUCUCCUGAGCAGAUUUUAUUGAGCCGAUUAGACGAUAAAAAGAAAAAAGUUUGCGGUUCUGUUUAAUCUCCAAGAGGAGAGAGGAGAUCAUUAUCGGGUUAUUUCUGCGCUUAGUGGAUGAACUUCUGAGAGCGCACCGACGUGGAUAAAAGGAUUUGAGGAAAAUGAGGAGAUUCUGCGGAGUCGAUCAGCACCAGCUCGUCUUGCUAUUGGCCGCUGCCAUGGCCACCGCCGUGGAUGCUCUCCACAGCCUGGCCAGCGAGAGGAGUUCGAUACAGAGCACCUAUGAGCUCACCAAGUACCUGGAGUUUCAGCUGAAAGAGAUCAAAGACGUAUAUCUGACCUAUCUUGGCCCUCCAUUUAAUGACAAAGACUUCUCCCCUCCGAGGCCCAACAGCACGGCUCUGACACUGCCGAGUGCUGCCACUCGAGUGGACCAGUGGCAUCGCCUGGAGAACAAAGCACGACUGGCCCAGAACCAAAAGGCCUACUCUGUCCUUCUGGGAGCUGUCAGGGAGCUGGCCCGCUCGACCCUCUGCCCCUCACUCAAGACCUCCCUUCUGCACUUCUGCAUGGGUCUGGAUGGACUUCUGGGUUCAAUAUCUGCACUGAUGACUGUGCUUGGUGACACAAAUCCUACACAAACUCCAAACAUUAGAGGUAAUGCUGGUGAGCUGCAGUAUUUGGAGACGGGGACAGGAGGUGGCCGACCAGCUCCGCUCAUGAGCCAGAACUUGUACAGAUCAAGAGCCGGAUCUAGAUCGGUGUCUGGUCAGCGUAGUGGCCAAAGAAGAAGUGGGGCAAAGUUAGUCAGAGGUGUUCAGGAAGAUGGUGUCACUAAGGAGCUGACAGAAAAAAGGAGAGGAAAAGAGGCAAGGAGAGCAGAGGCAGGCAGAGGAAGGAGUAGCGGAUUGAGGGAGAGGGUAAGGGGAGAAAGACGGAGAAGAGAGAAGAGGGAAGAGCCAGAGAGAGGAAAUUGGGCAGCCAGUGCAAAAAAAGCAGCAGGGAAGGAGGAAGAGGAGAGAUGGGUGAGGAGCAGAAGGCUGUUAAGUAUCACUGAGGAUGGAGAGGAACAGGAGAGGCAGUUCGAACCCAGGGUUGAAGUGUCAUAUGUGGACACGAAAGGCUUGGGCUCCCUUCAACAACAAACAGAAAACCAACAAGGAACCAACAAGCAUCAAUACAGCUACAACCUGAACGCACAUCACCCAGACACGCUCAGAGCAGAGGACGGAUUCAUUCUAGAGGGGAGCAGAGAGUCAGAGGUGGAGGAGGACAAGCAAGCAUACACAGGUGCUACCUCCUCUUCCUCCAGUGGAUAUCUGAAGCAGCGUCGGUCUCCUCGCUCCCUGCUCUCCCCGACCCUCGAGCCUCCUCUGUCCACACUCUCCCUCCUCUACCAAUUCGGAGCAGGCGAGGAGCACACCCUCCUCCCCCAGCCUGUCCCUCUAUCUUUACAAAGGGGCACCUCCCUACUCUCGCCUCCCUUGAAUCCGCUCUUCACCUCCUCCUCCUCCACCUCCGCCUCCUCUUCCUCUCCCUCAUCUUCCCUGCUGCCGGCGCGGCCGACAAUGAACGACUUUACCAGGAAGGUGGAGGGUUUCUGGAUACUGCGAGAGCUUCAGAGCUGGCUGUGGCGAUCGGCGAAGGACUUUAACUGCCUCAAGAAGAAGCUCCGAGGCUGAGGCUGAUAAGACUUACACGCACGCUCACAAACACACACAGACACACAAAAGUGCAGUAUAUCGGCAAUUAUUUGCACAAAAUCUGAGUGGAAUCAAACUGACGGAUUUAACAGACAAAAGCACAUAAACACAUGCAUUCAUACCGUACUGGAAUAAGUGAAUGAAGGACUAUUUGGCAGGUCACCAGAAGUGCUAAUGGAAUAUAAGACACACAAAGCCAACACAUUACCAGCACUGUCACCCGCCUAAUGCACAUAGCAGCUCAUUGAGCGAGACACACUGAGGCUGGGCUGAGUUACCGGACUUCACGGCUCAUAGAUCAACAGAAAUACCACUGUAGGUGGUUAGACACACACAUGCAGACGAGGGCAGACUGAGUGACAGGCGGCGAGACAGACAGUGCCUCCAUUGAGUGAAAACUGAUUCAGUGACCCCCAGAUGUGUGAAUCAGCAAACAUUCAUUUUCUCUAAAGGAAGAAGGGAAAAAUUCUGAAUGGGCAAAAGACAAAAGGGGAGGAAAAAUGGCCGGAGGGAUGAUGGGGGCGCAGAGGAGGAGAGAAAGAGGCAGAAAAGGAGAGGAAGCUGAGUCAGGGGGAUGACUCUGGAAAUAACCAGCAGAGUGGUACUGCUGAGUAAUCACAAGUCAACUGGUCAGUUACAGUAACCCUACAAGAGCGCUACACAUACUGCCCGGACACACACGCACACACACGCUAAUUAUUGUGGUGUUUCCUGCCUUAACACACCAUUCACUUUUAUCCCGUCAAUUCAGCUCUUCACAUAUUUCACUUCACAGCAAGAGAUAUUAAUAGAAUUUGAGACAAAGCAAAGAAAUACUUCCACAUUACACUGCAGUGGAAAAUAUACUGUGUUGCUUCCUAACAGGAAGCUUGAUGAGAACAUCUAAACCACUGUCAGAUUUGUACAAUAAUAUGAUUCUAGAGCCAGCUUUCAGUCAGCUUUCUUAAGCAUAAAAACAGGGUAAAGAAAUCUACUAACCAGCAACUCUAAGGCUCACAUUUGAAUACACAUUUCUAAUGUCUAUUUUUUUAAGCCCAGGUAAAUAUGUAAAAUCACCAAGCUGCAAAACAGCAAAGCCUACAGGUGGUCACAAAGUCUUGAAUAAAAUGUUGCAUAACUUCAGCAUCCAUGUAAUGCCACAAAUUGUAAUUUGUAUAUGUAUUUUAUAUCAAACGAGACUUAAUUUAGUGUCAACAUUUUGUCCCUGUUCUCAACUUUCAUUUAUGCUUCUAAUGUCUUGUGCCAUAGCUAUAGCAACUGACUGUGCUUUCUCAAACGCAAACAGAAAAAGACUUAAAAGUGGACCUAUUAUACUUGUCCUUAUUUUAUUUUAUUUAUUUUCAUAUAUGGAUGUCUGUGCAAAAGUCUUGCGCCACUCCUUAUUUCUUUAUAUUUUGCUUCCAAGAAGCCAGCUUUUGUGAUUUUUAUAGUGGUCUCAAGUUUCCUGGCUUUUUAAAGGUCUUUUAGAUUUUAAUUUGGACACUGGAGGAAACUGAAGAAGUGGAGGAUAAAAAAGAAGUGGUGGAAAGGCUAAAAACUACCAACAGAAGAUAAACAGUAUUUGAAAGUCAUGCCCUUAAGAAAUGGAUAAAAAUAAGCAAAGACCCGACACAGGACCUGAGGGAUGCAUGUAAAAAAAACGAAACGUGAAACACUAUCAUGGAUUGGCCUCCCCAGAGCCCGGACCUCAACAUUACUGAAGCAGCGUGGGAUCAUCUUGACAGAGAACAGAACAAAAGUCAGCCAUGAAUGUCCUUCAAGAAGCCUGGAGAGCUAUUCCUAGUAUAUGAAGAAAUGAGGGGUGGCCCAAAAAAUUUUGCACAGUACUGUACAGUUUUAGACAUUUUUUUUUCUGUGAUGUCAUUGACAGCAGAUAUUCUUAUUCUGCUCAAACCUUCCAUUUGCAAAAAGGCAUCCAAUCAGAAGAAAAUUAGUUUAAAGAAGAAGUGAACUAAAACAGCUGGCUUCAAACUGCAGAGUCCAAAUAAAAUAUGUACUUUUAAACGAGCAUAACAGGUCCACUUUUUGGGUAUCAAAGCUAUAGACACAGAAUUUCUUUCAGAACUGGAGAUAUGGGCUUGGUCGUGUUUCUGCUAAAGAUUUCUGGUAACUGAUUGUAGUGACAACAUCAUGAAGCAAGUUGGAAAACUGCUCUGUAAUCUCAUUUUCAGUGCCAAAAAUCCUGAACUUUUUUUCCCCUUUAACUAACUUUACAUUCCUAAAUACCAAAAAAACAGACGUGGAGGUUAACAGAUGGCUUUUUUUUUUCCAAGAAUAAAUGUUAUGUGUUUGCAAUGUGCCUUAGAUGAUAUGGCUAAAGGUUAUGGAUCAUAUCUAUACUAUUUAUUGAACAAGAUGUUUAUUUAUUUUUCUCCAGUGUGAAAAUACUGUGUUGUAACUUGAGAGAGAAUAAAUACUAGCUUUUGUACAGAGCGCAGUGUUAUUGGUCAUUUGGGAGCCCGUUGGGAGAAGAGAAUAAAGAAAUGCA